Talaromyces rugulosus is the source of this 5190-nucleotide messenger RNA. RefSeq lists its product as uncharacterized. The transcript is spliced from 4 exons. The record is from RefSeq and is a predicted model, not a curated record. The coding region runs from base 1 to 5190 and encodes 1729 amino acids. Gene Ontology annotation, biological process: intracellular signal transduction; cell motility; phosphatidic acid biosynthetic process. NCBI's taxonomy places the organism in Eukaryota, Fungi, Ascomycota, Eurotiomycetes, Eurotiales, Trichocomaceae. Gene Ontology annotation, molecular function: phosphatidylinositol binding; D-type glycerophospholipase activity.
AUGGCUGAUUCUAGCGCGACAACGUCACAAAAUAACGGCAUCGGAAAUAUCCCCAGAAAGCCCUUGCGCCAGGACCCUUCCUCCUCCACAGAACCUUCGUCGACUUUGACUCCGUCCAUUGAAGUAAACCAAGGCGAGGGUGAUAAAAGCCCGGCAAUCUCUCCGACAUACGGAAGCAAUGUGGUUGAUCAGCCUAUACAAGAGAUCCUAGGAAUUGCCGAGGAUGAAGAAUCGCGGCCACCAUUGCCGGGAACGUUGACACCCACGGCGGCUCGUAACGUGCAGUUCUCGCAAAACACGUCUGACAACGACAUCCCCGAACAAGACCGCUCGCGCUCGUCUUCAUUUGCACCCGAUGAAAACGAUGUCUUGUCCAAGGACCGGAAACAGUCUCUCUUGACCAAGCUCAAGGCGUUUGCUGUCACGCCGUCUUUCCCGUCGCACUCCCGCUCUGCGAGUGUGGCUACCGCUUCUGGAGAGACUCGCCCGCCAAACGAUUUACAAACCCCAGGCUCGGAGCGCGAGGAAUUCCGGUUCCCAGCUCCGUUGGAGGAGGAGAGUGAAGGAGACGCCGAUGGCGAGGAAAGCGGCGGCGAACAGCGACUGCGAUUGCGACGAAGGAAGAAGAACAAGCGACCACACAGGGCCAAUACAGACUCCCCAGGCCCGCAAACCGCGCCAACAACCCCCAAAGUAGCAAAUGCCCAUCCCGGCCUGUUCUCGUUCAACUCGUUCCACCACCAGCCCGACCAGCAGCAAAGACCGAGCAUAUUCCCGCGCAGAGCUACUGCCGAUUUCUCUCCGCAGCUUCGCGAUGGUGUCUCGGAAGAUGAAGGUCGGGAUCGGUUGAAUAUGGACUCAAACUGGAGAAAACGAAGCAAUGCGUGGAUGUCCACUGCUCGUGGGCUGACCUACGGAGGACGCCAAGAUACUCAAAAUAGUAACAACAAUGACGAGAGAAGACCUAGCAACUUCCGGCGACUGACUGCCUUUGGCAGCCCGGCUGGAGAGCAGGAAGGUUUCAGAGAGGUGUGGAGGCGGCAUAAAGCCGAAAGAGGCUCGAGUUUAAGCGCCCAGAAAUGGCGCCAGAUCAAGGCAGGACUGAAACUGAUCGGUCAGAGGCGUAAGGGAGAAAAUACUGUCGACCACGUCAAAUCUGCAGAGCUUCUUGCCGAACUUACAUCCGGCACCCCUGCUGCUCUGAUCCUUGCCAGCAUGUUCCAGCGUGAUGAACAUGGGAGCAGGCGUAUUCCUAUUUUACUUGAACAGCUCAAGGUCCAGAUUACCGACAGCCGAAUCGACUCAAACCAUGGAGAUCGUCAUUUAGUUUUUCGAAUCGAACUGGAAUACGGAAGCGGAAUGACUCGCAUGAAAUGGAUAGUUCACCGCACACUGAGAGACUUUGCCAAUUUACAUUUGAAAUACAAACUCCAGAUCGGUACUCAAAAGUACAUACAACUGAAGACCGCCGAUGCUGGCCAGGGUCUGCCUCGUUUCCCUAGAAGUGCGUUCCCUUACCUACGAGGCGUUCGUGGGCUCGACAGUGAACGUGAAGAGGAAGAGGACGACGGCGGUGGCUAUGAAACUGGUGCUGAAGCUAGUGGGACCGAGGCUCGUCGUAAAACGAAGAAGCGACGCUCGUCCUUUGCGGUGGCACGUCGUCGAUCUAGUAUUGCACAGGAGGGCGAUGCGACUGCUGGAGAAGGCGGCGCAACAGCUACCGGCGAAAGGAGGUCCUAUACCGAACGGCAGCGGAAGAAACUUGAAAGCUAUUUGCAGAAGAUGAUUCGGUUCCUAAUUUUCCGACCUAACAGUAAUCGGCUUUGCAAGUUUCUCGAGCUGUCUGCACUGGGAGUUCGACUGGCUGCUGAAGGAAGCUAUCACGGAAAGGAAGGGUUUUUGGUUAUACAGUCAGCAAAGGGCUUGGAUUUCCGCAAAGCUCUCACACCUUCUAUGGUCAAGAAAAGGCAUUCGCCCAAAUGGUUCCUUGUGCGCCACAGCUACGUCGUCUGUGUCGACUCUCCGGAAGAGAUGAAUAUAUACGACGUCUUUCUCGUCGAUUCCUUCUUCAAGAUUCAGUCGCAGAAGCCUAGACUCAGAGAUCAAAACGCCAAAGACAUUGCUCGGUCCGCUAAAGAGUCGGCUGCCCAUCCUCAGCAUCACACACUAAGACUUGAAAACUCGGAGCGGAAAUUGCGACUACUAGCACGCAAUGAAAGACAGUUGCAUCAGUUUGAGGACUCAAUCCGGUUCAUGGUUGAUAACACACCAUGGUCGAAGCCGAAUCGGUUCGAUAGCUUUGCCCCCGUACGAAAAGGCUGUUUUGCCCAGUGGCUCGUGGACGGACGUGAUCACAUGUGGCUUGUAUCGCGGGCGAUCAACCAGGCAAAGGACGUCAUCUAUAUCCACGAUUGGUGGUUGAGUCCGGAACUUUAUAUGCGGCGGCCAGCUGCCAUCAGCCAGAAAUGGAGGUUGGACCGGCUACUUCAGAGGAAGGCUAAUGAAGGGGUCAAGGUUUUCGUGAUUAUGUAUCGCAACAUCAACUCGGCCAUCCCCAUUGAUUCCGAAUACUCAAAGUUCUCGCUACUUGAUCUCCACCCCAAUGUCUUUGUGCAACGAUCACCCAAUCAAUUCCGACAGAACACAUUCUUCUGGGCUCAUCAUGAGAAACUCUGCAUUAUCGACCAUACGCUCGCAUUCGUGGGAGGAAUUGAUCUGUGUUUUGGUCGUUGGGACACCCCUCAGCAUCUCCUCACUGACGACAAACCCACGGGCUUUGAAACAUCGGAGGCACCAAAAGAUGCCGACCACUGCCAGCUCUGGCCAGGCAAGGAUUACUCUAACCCCCGUGUUCAAGACUUUUACGACUUGGAUAAACCUUAUGAGGAGAUGUACGACCGCAACGUCAUUCCAAGAAUGCCGUGGCAUGACAUUUCCAUGCACGUAGUGGGCCAGCCGGCCCGUGAUCUCACGCGACACUUUGUGCAAAGAUGGAACUAUAUUCUCCGCCAACGCAAGCCAACGCGGCCAACACCAUUUCUGCUUCCGCCACCAGACUUUAACCCCGCUGAUUUGGAGGCCCUUGGCCUCAAUGGCACCUGUGAAGUCCAGAUACUUCGUUCAAGUAGCACAUGGUCUACGGGAACUCCCGAUGUGACAGAACACAGCAUCAUGAAUGCAUACGUCAAGCUGAUUGAACAGUCUGAGCAUUUUGUAUACAUUGAGAACCAGUUCUUCAUCAGUACCUGCGAGAUUGAGGGCAAAAAGGUCGAGAACUUAAUCGGAGAUGCUUUGGUUGAAAGAAUCAUCCGAGCAGCGCGAAAUGGUGAAACAUGGCGUGCGGUGAUCAUUAUCCCUCUCAUGCCGGGUUUCCAGAACACGGUUGAUUCCGAAGGUGGCACAAGUGUUCGUCUGAUCAUGCAGUGCCAAUACCGUAGCAUCUGUCGCGGUGAGACUUCUAUAUUUGGACGGCUCAGAGCUGAAGGCAUCGAGCCUGAGGACUACAUUCAAUUCUUCAGCUUACGAACAUGGGGCAAGAUUGGCCCCAACAAGCAGCUGGUAACGGAACAGCUUUACAUACAUGCAAAAUGCAUGGUGGUGGAUGACCGAGCAGCCAUUAUAGGAUCUGCAAAUAUCAACGAGCGGUCCAUGCUGGGCUCACGCGACUCGGAAUGCGCGGCGGUGGUUAGGGACACGGAUAUGAUCUGGUCUACAAUGGAUCAAAAACCGUACCUCGUCGGGCGAUUCCCACACACCCUGCGGAUGCGGCUGAUGCGAGAGCACCUGGGUAUCGAUGUGGACGAGCUGCUCGAACGCGACUUGGCAACAGAAGCGGCGUCAAAUGGCCGGGAUAGCGAGGACUGCGCAUCGGAUGGCAAUGAAAGUGACCGAGUCGAGACGGAGUCUCUGGAGCGGGAAAAACAGGACGAGCGGGAGAUGAUUGAACGGCGACACCGAAUUCAAGACGAAUUCCUGACACGCUCAGAAGAUAUGCACAGCUUUAACCACGAUGUCGACUGGGAACAGGGCAACAACCCCAACCUGAAAUCUAGCCGCAAACUGACGGCAGACCCAAGAGUUACGGAGAAUACUGAGCACCGAAAGGAUGUUAACGGUAACGGGACUGAUCAAAUGAACACCAGCCUCGAAGCAGGCGUUGGUUUUGGCCGCGAUUCGGAGCUUGUCGCCAAUGACACCGAGGUGCUUGUAAAAGACAUUGCCUCGGAGGGCAGGGGAACUCUAGCCAAGCCAAAUAAGAGUCAGAAGAGUGUCCCAACCCAGGAGCCAUCUUUGCCUCUACCACCCUCUAGCAAUGUUGAAACUAACAGUGCUGGCUUGGAGAGUUUCCCGUCCCAGCUACCACCGCUGCCGCAGACAAACGACGUUGACAUUUGUGCUCCCGUAUUGCCAACUCGCGAACCAACUGGUUCAUCUGAGUUCUCUCAUCCUCUUGCAGCCGGGAUCAAACAGCCAUUUGUGGAUGAACACUGCAUGAGGGAUCCAAUCAACGAUGUGUUCUACUACGAUGUCUGGCAGACGAUUGCCGAGAACAACACCAAGAUCUACCGCACGGUGUUCCGUUGCAUGCCUGACAGCGAGGUGACAUCGUGGAAAGAAUACAAAGAGUACAUGUCUUAUGGCGAAAAGUUUGCAGAGGCGCAAAGCAACAAGCCGCCGCCGAAAUCCCAGGGUAGCGCUCAGGAUCCCGAGAAAUCAACGGCGGCUGAGGCUCCCAAACCAGAGACAGAUGGAAGCUCAGAGUCUCGUACUGAUGCACAGAAGCAAAGUAACGAGGCGUCAGAAACAUCGACAGCGGACGACGAAAAGGCAGCAUUGAAGGAAUCGACCGACAGGCCCACGGGAGUGGCUGAUGCUGCUGCAACUACAGAAGCCGAAAGCAAAGAUCCGACAGAACCGCAAACCGUUGGGUAUUCGGCCGCUCUCAACAUGAAUGUUUCGCAGUCCUCUCAGCCCGCUCAGCGCCGGCGCCGGCGAACGAUGACCAAAGGCUCGCGAGCUGGAUUCCAUCCUUCGGACGGUGUUCUUGAUUCGCGACAUGCAGAGGAGCUUCUCGAAAUGGUGCAAGGUCAUUUGAUUGGCUGGCCUUAUGACUGGCUUGAAAAGGAAGAACAGGGAGGUAAUUGGCUCUAUACGCUUGAUCAGAUUUCGCCAAUUGAAAUAUAUAAUUGA